This is a messenger RNA of Calliphora vicina (urban bluebottle blowfly), 2811 nucleotides long. It is a transcript of the gene Mo25, whose product is annotated as calcium binding protein Mo25. The record is from RefSeq and is a predicted model, not a curated record. The transcript has a single exon. Lineage: Eukaryota; Metazoa; Arthropoda; Insecta; Diptera; Calliphoridae. The coding region runs from base 594 to 1616 and encodes 340 amino acids. Gene Ontology annotation, biological process: intracellular signal transduction. Gene Ontology annotation, molecular function: protein serine/threonine kinase activator activity.
CAAAAUUUGACAUUUCACAAGAGUGGCAGCACGACAUACAAAAGGUAAAAAGAAACUUUUUUACAUAUACGCAACUCGUAAAAGAGAAAAAUUAUAAAAAAAAUUAUUGAAAAGUAAUUACAAAACGAUAACGAUUGCUGUAAAAACAUUAAGAACUCUUAGCCAAACGAAAUUUGUUAACAAGCAUUAAAUACGAAUUAAACCAGUGUUAAGAAAACAAAAAAAGUCUUCGACAAAAGAGUUUCAAUUGUAUUGUCUGUCCGGUUGAAAUAGUCACACACGCUGCAAGCAGAGCCAACGGCAGAGAACGAAGAACGACAUAAGAAGAAGGCAACAGACACACAAUACACUAACUACACCACUGUACUAAGCACACAGUGAAACGACGACGAAGAAGACUACUACAACGCUGUGAAAAGAAGACACCCUUUAAAUAAAACAAAAAAAAAAUAUAUAAUAAAAAAUCGGAAAACAAAAGAGAAAUUGAGACAAAAUAACGCAAAGGUUUUCUGUUUUAGAUAAUCUUUGAACAAAUAACAACAGUUUUUUCCUUCUCACGGUUUUAUUAAAGAUCCAUCACCAUUCGCAGCAUCAUGCCUUUGUUUGGUAAAUCACAAAAGACACCUGCUGAACUGGUCAAGUCGUUGAAGGAGGCGAUCAAUGCUCUGGAAACCGGCGGAGAUCGAAAGGUGGAGAAGGCCCAAGAGGAUGUUAGUAAAAAUCUUGUGAGUAUAAAGAAUAUGCUGUAUGGAAGUUCAGACUCUGAACCACCGGCCGACUAUGUGGUCGCUCAAUUGUCUCAGGAAUUGUACAAUAGCAAUUUGUUGCUAUUGCUGAUACAAAAUCUACAACGUAUCGAUUUUGAGGGUAAAAAACAUGUGGCUUUGAUAUUCAAUAAUGUGCUAAGGAGACAAAUUGGAACAAGAUCCCCCACGGUGGAAUAUAUUUGUACGAAACCCGAAAUAUUAUUUACCCUAAUGGCUGGCUACGAAGAUGCCCACCCGGAGAUUGCUUUGAAUUCGGGCACUAUGCUGAGAGAGUGUGCCCGCUACGAAGCGCUGGCCAAGAUAAUGAUACACUCCGACGAGUUUUUCAAGUUCUUCCGCUAUGUGGAGGUGUCUACCUUCGAUAUUGCCUCGGAUGCGUUUUCCACCUUUAAGGAGCUGUUGACGCGUCAUAAAUUGCUGUGUGCCGAAUUCUUGGAAGCCAACUAUGAUAAGUUCUUCACCCAACACUAUCAGCGUCUGUUGAAUUCAGAAAACUAUGUGACACGACGCCAGUCCCUCAAACUAUUAGGCGAGCUAUUGUUGGAUCGUCAUAAUUUUACCGUCAUGACACGGUACAUUUCUGAACCGGAAAAUCUUAAGUUAAUGAUGAACAUGCUCAAAGAGAAAUCCCGUAAUAUACAAUUUGAGGCCUUCCAUGUCUUUAAAGUGUUUGUGGCCAAUCCCAACAAACCUAAGCCCAUACUUGACAUCCUGCUACGUAAUCAAUCCAAACUGGUUGAUUUUCUGACCAACUUCCAUACGGAUCGUUCCGAAGAUGAACAAUUCAACGAUGAGAAGGCGUAUUUGAUUAAACAAAUCAAAGAAUUAAAACCUCUGCCCGAGGCUUAGUGGGUUUGAAAAAAUACAAUAAAUAACAUCAGCAAACAAAACAACAUCAUCAAGCAAACAACUACAACUUCAAAAAAACAACAACAAAAUAUCCUAUUUAAAUAUUAAAGAAAAAAUGCCAAAAUGCAUAGAAACGAUUAAAUGAAGACGUUAGAACUGCAUACAAAAAAAUUAAAUUAAACAUUAACGGGAAAAAUCUACGCAGCAGGAGUCGAUGGAGGACGUAUGCCGGCCCACAAGGAGAAAACAAAACCAAAAGACUGCUUGGCAGCCGAGUUUGGUUUUUUUAACAUAAAAAACUUUAAACCUAGUAAUAGUUUUUCUAGUAGUUUAACAAAAAAUUAAAAAAAAACGUGUUAAAAUAAUGCGUUACCGAACCGUUUAACGACCGACAGAAAAAAGAAGAAACACUACUUUUAGCUUAUAAUAAAUUUAUAAAAAAAACAUAUGAACACUUAAAAAAAAGAAAAAAUACAAUAAUUAUUUAAUUAAAAAUUAAAUUUUUAAAAACUGAAAAACAACUGAAUUUAAACUAAAAGAAAAUUAUAUUUUAUAAAAGUAAAAUUUAAAACAAACAAACACUCUUUAAAAACACACACUCAACUCAACACAUGCAAAAUCAUUCACAAACACACCACAACCUUUUAAAUUAAAUCUCUUGAGAUUUAGAAAUAAAACAGAAAUAAAAGCAAAUCCACAGAAAUUUAACUUAAACCCCUGCCGACCCCCUGUUUCCACACCAAACACUUCCUCUUAACAAACACACAUUCAAUCACUCACACAAGUUGUUGUUGUAUAUUCCAUAAAAAACAACCCUUUUAACAUUUUUAUUAGUUCAAACAAAAACCAAAAGUUUUUAAAAAUUUUUAAUUGUUUAAAAUUAAAGCCUCUUCCUUCCCCCUUCUUACAUUGUUUCCCUCGCCAAACACUCUCUAUAUCAAACACUUUUUAUCUGUUUUGAACAGUUUCCAAAAUAUUUGUAUUUGUUUCGUUUAAUUGUCAAUAAAUUGCUUUCGAAUUAAGCUGAACUUAAACUAAUUAAAAACAAACACACACACACACACAUCAUAUUUAAAACAGUUUAUUCAAAAUAAAAACAACAACCUCUACAUUACUGCAUAUAUUAUUAUAAAUUAUAUUAUUAUAUAAUAAAGGAGAAAAAAAAAAGAAAGAAAUAAAAACACUAAAACGAAAA